GCCGCCGGUUUAACGGUGGGCGGUGCGUUUAUGUUGACGUCGUAAAAGUCGGUAAAAGGGAACGUUGUUGCGGAACAAUUAUACGCUUGUGAAGUCGGGACGCAUUUACGUGUUCAGGAUGCAUCACUCACACCAGAAAUCCUCCUCAGUUAUGUCUGCUCAUGGCUCCUCUUCAAUAGAGAAUUCUCCGCACCCCAAAUACAGCGGUUCCUCUCCUGAAGGCGGAGCACCUUACCUGACACCCUCCAGUGUCGCUUCCGAAGGGCCUGUGUCUCAGUUGGCAUCAGAACAAAGAGGCCUCGACGAGACACCGACAGUACUGGAUAUAGUCACCGAGACUGAUGAGUCCAUAUCCGACGAAGGAAGCGAUUUUGAGGAAACUUUGAGUAAAAGACCCCGGAGAGCAUCACCGGGAGAAACUGUGGCAGCUAAACGUCCCAGGAUUGCAGAGGAAACGGUGUGCGCCAAGGACUUGUUUGAGGCAAUUAGAAUGGGCAGGAGUGCCAUGCACGUACUGGUUGACGAUUGGUUGGAUAGUUACAAACAGGAUCGUGAGGCGGCUCUGUUAGAACUGAUCAAUUUCCUCAUGCUGGCGUGUGGCUGUAAUGGUGUGGUCACUCUGGAAAUGCUGGAAAACAUGCAGAAUUCUGACAUCAUUCGCAAGAUGACAAUGGAGUUUAACGAGGAAACCCCAGAUUACCCGUUGCUCUUAAGCACCAAGCCUUGGAAGAAAUUUCAUGCUAAUUUUGGGGAUUUCUUUAAAGUUCUGGUAAACAGAUGUCAGUACAACAUCAUAUAUGAUGAGCUUCUUAUGGACGCACUCAUCUCUCUGCUCACGGGGCUGUCGGAUUCUCAAGUCCGUGCAUUUCGCCAUACCAGCACAUUUGCAGCCGUGAAGCUAAUGAGCGGCCUGGUGAAGGUGGCAUGGGAUGUCAGUCAUCAUCUAAACACGACCAAGCGCCAGUUUGUUGUGGAACAUGCAAAGAGCCCAGAGACGAGAUCUCCAGAGAGACUGGAGGCCCUGUUGGCCAAGCAGAGAGGGCUUCAGGGGAAUCUGGAAGAGGUCGUGGAUAUGAUGAAUGGGAUUUUUAAAGGAGUUUUUGUGCAUCGUUACUGUGACACGUCUGCAGACAUCCGAGCCAUCUGUAUGGAAGAGAUCGGGGUUUGGAUGAGAACAUACAGCCAAUCAUUUCUGAGCGACAGCUGCCUCAAAUAUGUCGGAUGGACUCUCUAUGACAAGCAGGGGGCGGUGAGGCUGCAGUGCAUCCGGACAUUGCACAGUUUAUACAGUGUCCCAGAGAUGGCCCCAAAGCUGGAACUUUUCACUAGCAGAUUCAAGAACCGUAUGGUAUUCAUGGUGUUAGAUAAAGAGCAGCAGGUUGCUGUAGAGGCAAUUAAACUGAUUGGACUCAUUUCACAGAACAUGGAGGAUAUGCUGAGUAAGAAGGACUGUGACACUAUUUACCCCUUCGUGUUUGUAUCCAGUCGAGCAGUUUCAUCUGCAGCAGGGGCAUUUCUGUAUCAGAGGGUUCUAGCUCACACAGUAGCUGAAACAAGUCCCAAAGGCAGAAAUCGGCUCGGAAAUGUAUCCUUCUUUCGACUGCUGAUGUCAUUCUUCAUAAAGAGUAAGCUCCCUGAACAUGCUGCGUAUCUGGUAGACAGUUUGUGGGAAUGCGCUGGGGCCCCCCUGCAAGACUGGGUGUGCCAGACUGAUCUGCUGCUGCUGGAAGAGGAGGGCUUGGAUGACACGGAUGAAAGUGCUCUGAUAGAAAUCUUAGUGGCGUCUAUGAGACAGGCAGUCGAGGGGACGUCUCCUGUGGGUAGAGUGCCCGCUAGAAGGGCUUUUGCAUUAAAGGACAGGAAGGCUGAAGACAAAAGCCGAUUGACCCGUCAUAUGAUUCUUGCACUUCCCCCUCUCUUGGCGAAGUUUUCAGCUGAUAGCAAGAAGGUGAGAACUCUUCUGAAGAUCACUUCCUUUAUGGAGCUGGAGAUUUACUGUACAGACAGAAUGGAAAAGUUUCUAGAUACACUGUUGGCUGAGGUUCAGGAGAUCUUGGAGAAGCAUACAGAGGAAGAUGUUUUAGAGUCCUGCUCUCGGGCUCUGUACAUCUUGUGUGACCGCAAGCAGGCCUUGUACCAGCGCGCAGACAUUGCACGCAGCACCUUAAUGGACCGGCUCACUGGCCGCUUUUUGCAGCAGGUUCCGGAAAUCAUGCAGGAGACUGAGCCAGAUGAAGAUGCCGUUUAUAAUAUCGCUGCAACAAUGAAAAGGAUAUCACCAUUGUACAGUGGCCAUGAUCUGUCUCACUGGGAGCUGUUUGGUCCAUGCAGCCAAAUACUGCUCAAGGGGAUGGACACUGGAGAGGUUCCAGAACAGAUAGUAAUGGCUGCUCUUACCUGCUGCCACUUCUCUCUCUUGUGGGAGCUUUUCCAUAUCUCCAACUCCAAAGGCCCACAGAAUCAGAUUUCCCCUCUGAAGCAGAAGCUCAGGCAGUUUUGUGACAUUUGCCAAGGCUGUCUCUCUGAUCUCAACGCUGCCAUCAGGAAGCAGGCAUUUGUCCUCCUCAGUGAUUUGCUGGUUAUAUUUGGCAGUCCCAUAGCCCAGGAGCAGAGAUUUUACCUGCAGCCUCUUGCGUAUCGUCCUAGUCUGUCUCUGCAGGCUGAGCUGGCUGGAUUUCUGUUGGAUAAUGUAUUCACUGACCCUGAAGAAGAGAAUGAGGCCCGACGCACUGAAACGCUACACGAGAGAAGAAACCUGCUGGCCGGUUACUGCAAACUGAUCCUGUAUAGUUCCCUGCAGCUGCAUUCUGCCAGCGAUAUCUUUAGGCAUUAUGUCAAGUUUAACGCCAGUUACGGGGAUCUCAUUAAGGAGACGCUGCACAAGUGCCGAAGCAUCAGCAGAGAGGAGACCACCAAGACUGUGCUGCUCAGUCUCACUCAGGCCUUUACAGAGCUGUGCCAAGAGGGCGACUCCCCACCCCAGCGCUCCUCUCGCCCCUUCCUAGAAAUUCGAGGCUUGGCCAGGAGACUUGCUUUGCUCUAUGGACCGGAUCAGAGGAGAUAUCGCCAGGAUAUUGUUUUGCUGCACAAAGAGGGCAUCAAAUACUGUCUGCGGGAGAAUAAAACAUCUGAUUGGAGCCCUCAGAACCUGCUCUUCCUGGAUGUGCUGAGUGAAUUCUCCCACAAAACCAUCAAGGAGGACAAGAAGGCACUCCUGAGAUAUUUAGAAGAGACCACUGAGCGGUGCCUGCCUUCCCAACCAGUGAAAGACAAUGAGAUUUGGGCCCCUUUCCUGGCGUACAGGAAGUCCCUGUGUGCAGACGAAGAGUCCCCUCCCAGUACCGAAAGCGAUGUGUCGCCGCGCAGGGUGGGAACAAAGAGGAGCACUCCGAGGCCUGAAGUCCCUCCCCAAAGCAAGAGGAGGAGAGGGAGCAUAGGCACACUUGAUAUUUCCAGCCUGAUGAUAGAGGAGGGGAAACCUCGACUGCCCUUAAUGACUUCCACCCAGCUAAAAGAACAAAAAACCCGCACCCUCCAGGAGGAAGAAAGAUCGGAGACAGACUAUGAGCCCAGCCAACUCAGUUUCCCGCGCAUCCAGAGGACGCCAAGCUCCAGGCCCUGCCCACAGGCUAGGACUCCAGCAACAGUGAUCAGCAGGCUGAGCUUAAUGGAGGAGGAGGAGGAAGACGAAUACGUGAUACAAGAGGAUGAGAGCAGCGAGGGUUCAGCAGAGUACAAGCCAGAUCUGUUUGAUUCUGCACUAUAUGAGGAGGUAAGGAAGGUUUAUAUAUAUAUUAUAUAUAGCUAUAUAGCGCAUAUAUUCUCAUCUGUCUGUAUACACGUAAUAGUCACAUUCAUAUGCACAGUCCUAUCUAUAUGAAUUACACUGAUCUCUGUUAUACAGGAGGGCGUUUAACUUACAGCCGAUAUCCCAGAGCGAAGCCAAACUUCGGGAUUACUUUGUGUUAGCGACCCAAGCGCAGUUGUUUCCUAUUCAGUUAGCCAUUAAUUAAACGUUUGUUUAUUCUGCAAAA
Xenopus tropicalis (tropical clawed frog) is the source of this 4034-nucleotide messenger RNA. RefSeq names its product STAG3 cohesin complex component (gene stag3). Gene Ontology annotation, cellular component: cohesin complex; chromatin; chromosome, centromeric region. The coding region runs from base 119 to 3880 and encodes 1253 amino acids. Gene Ontology annotation, biological process: sister chromatid cohesion. The transcript has 33 exons. The record is from RefSeq and is a predicted model, not a curated record. Lineage: Eukaryota; Metazoa; Chordata; Amphibia; Anura; Pipidae.